This is a messenger RNA of Puccinia triticina, 711 nucleotides long. RefSeq lists its product as uncharacterized. NCBI's taxonomy places the organism in Eukaryota, Fungi, Basidiomycota, Pucciniomycetes, Pucciniales, Pucciniaceae. The transcript has 2 exons. The record is from RefSeq and is a predicted model, not a curated record. Bases 1 to 711 code for a protein of 236 amino acids.
AUGUCCAAGAAGCUGCCACUAAUGUUCAUAUCUUCAUUUAGCUAUCAUCAAGCUCUUAUCCUCUCGCCGAGUGACCAACUAGGCGUUCAAUACGGCAAAGUUACUCACACAAUUUUUGUCAGGCCACUUGAGGAUCCUUUCUCAAACUUCGCAUACCUCACCGUGUGCCUGAACACAGCAUCUCAGUUGCUCACUGAGAAAACGGGAAGCCGCUCGACUCUGAACAGUCUAAUCUUACCCCCCUUCUACGACAGCGGCGUCUUGCAGACUAUCCUUUUGCUAUUCAACCGCUACGUUGAUCAAACUGACUCGCUCUUGAAGGAAGAAGACCGCACACCAGCUCAGAACGUCUUGCUGGUCCAUCUAUACGGUGGCUUGAAGGUCGCCCUCGAUUUACUACACACCCUCUGCUCAUCAACUGCGCUAUUGGAGUCCCCUCAUGCUGUUUUACUGCAAAGCUGGAAGGAUCUGGUCGACCCCCCAAUUGAUGCUCCCGGAUUGCUGAUCUCGAUGCGUGCAAGGAUCUUCGCUGACAUCCAACGUCUGUGGCGCGCCGACUGGUUGAAAACUGCGCCCCCCAACGUUGUCCGCGGAGUUGUAAAGAUUUUGCUUGAUAUCAUCAAGGCUGAUGGCGAGGCUUUGCCAGAGCCAACUCCGGUUGGCCCUUUUACCACUGUUGGAAACUUGAUGGGCACCACCAAUACCUCUUGA